Molecule: messenger RNA, 1958 nt
Organism: Gadus chalcogrammus (walleye pollock)
Lineage: Eukaryota; Metazoa; Chordata; Actinopteri; Gadiformes; Gadidae
Gene: c8b
Product: complement component 8, beta polypeptide
Exons: 12
Coding region: 46-1794 (582 amino acids)
Biological process (GO): immune response
Cellular component (GO): membrane attack complex
Molecular function (GO): protein binding
Source: RefSeq, a predicted model, not a curated record
UCACAACUAACAGUCACAACCCACCAGCCACCGCUCUGGUACAUAAUGGGGAGCGCUGAACUCAACAGACAAUGCUGUCUUCUCCUGGUGUCCUUCACCGUAAAGCUGCUCACAAGUGUUGCCAUAGCGACAGCCAGCAGUGAAGGACUGAGUGUUCGUGAGGCACGCGCAGCAGGUCCCGGGGUCAUAGUUCAACCCGUGGACUGUGUGCUCUCAGAGUGGAGCACAUGGACACGCUGUGAUACUUGUCAGAAGAAGAGGUACCGCUUCGCCAGACUCCAGCAGCCCUCCCAGUUCGGAGGAGAGCCGUGCAACUUCCACGGCAGGGAGGAGGAGGCUUGCAGCGUCUCUUCGCGCUACACCUGUAGCAACAUCCCUCCCUGCACGGGCUUCCUGUGCGCCUCCACAGGACGCUGCAUCCAGGAGUCUCUCCAGUGUAACGGGGACGACGACUGCGGGGACUGGUCCGAUGAGAAGGGCUGUGGCAGUGUGAAUAAGCCCUGUAAUCAGGAGGCAGACGAGUACUGGGGCAUAGAGGACCUUGCCAAGGGCAUCAACAUCCUGAACAGCCAGCUAGAGGGGGUGGUGCUGGACAACAGGUACUACGAAGGCAGCUGCCUACCUCACUACAUCCAGAAUAAGCGGUACAGGAAACCGUACAACUUGCAGCAGUAUACCCUGCAGCCAAAGGGCUCGUACGAUUACUCAUCCAAGAAUUUUGAAUCGUACUCCGAUUUCUCUGAGUACUCCAGCAGAGAGCGAAGAAGCAAAACCACUGUCUCGUUUGGCUUCAGCCUACCAGGGGUGGCGGAGUUUGGCUUCAACUAUUCCAAUGAGAAGUACUCCAAGUCAGUGAAGAAAAUUCGUCGUAUGUCGGGAAAGACCAACAGCUUUGUGCGGGUCAAGGCUGAACUGGAGCUGGCCCAGUACAUAUUGAGGUCAGAAGACCUGGUCCUGCACCAUGAGUUCCUGACGCGGCUGCGCUCCCUGCCUCAGACUUAUGUCUACGGCGAGUUGCGGCAGAUCUUCAUGGACUAUGGCACCCACUACAUCUCAGAAGCGGGUCUGGGAGGGGAGUAUGAGUACGUCCUUGUGCUGAACAAAGAGGAGCUGGCAAAAUCAGAUUACAGUUUGGAAGAUUACAAGGACUGUGUGCAGUCGGGGUUUAAUGUUGGAGCAAACAUACAAGGCGUCUAUAUAUCUGCAAGUAUGCAAAGUGGAGGAUGUGACGGCCUGCUGAAAGAAAUUGGACAGGACACAGGGUCGGAAAGUAAAGUGGAGGACUUUUUCGCCGUGGUGAGGGGCGGGAGCAGUGAAUCCAUCUCUGCGCUUGCGUCCAAGAACGUCCCUACCCCGGAUCUGAUGAGGUUGUGGGGCGAUGGCGUCUACUACAACCCUGAAUUCCUCCGCAGAACGACGCGACCUCUGUAUGAGCUGGUGACCUCCAGGGACUUUGUGGGCUCUGAUCGCCUGAAGACGAACCUCCGCAGAGCCCUGAUGGAGUACCUGGACGAGAACAGCGCCUGCAGGUGCUCCCCCUGCUAUAACAACGGGAUAGCCAUCCUCAAAGGCACCAGGUGCGAGUGUAUUUGCCCUAACGGCUACUCGGGUCGAGGCUGUGAGAUCACUCAGAGGCAGAAAGCCAUCGGCAUCGACGGCAGCUGGAGCUGCUGGGGGCCGUGGUCCGUGUGUGCUGGAGGAACUAAGAGCCGCAGUCGCCUGUGCAACAACCCCGCGGCGAGGAACGGGGGCGCGGACUGCUGGGGACUCCCGCAGGAGUCCACCGGGUGCUGAACCCCUUGCAGUGGACACCUCAUAAGAAAAGUCAGAAGGGCAGAGAAAUACCCAUUGUUGGCAUGGGAUUCAUAUUCAUUUUGUUGAACCACUGUCGGGAUACUCAUGGGUCAUUUACAGUGUAGUAUAAAUAAACACAUUGGUGCAAUAAAUGGUGCAAAAUG